AUGCACCUCCUCCGCACCCUCCUCACCACCACCCUGGCCCUCCUCCUCGCACCACCAUCCACCGCAUCCCCCAUCACCACCAACCCCAGCAUCCCUGCCGCACCAGCCCUAGAAUACCUCUACACGGCCCUCGUCGACUGUACCCCGCGCAUCUUCACCGACCAGACCCCCGCUGGGCUGCGCACCGCCAUCCCCAUCGUCGGCGGCAACUUCACCGGCCCGCGGCUGCGCGGCCGCAUCCUCGACCUCGGUGCGGAUUGGGGCACGACGGAUCCGGCCACCGGCAUCUUCUCGGCUGACACGCGGUAUAACUUGCAAACAGAUGACGGGGCGAAUAUUUACAUCAGGACGUCGGGGCCGAAGCAGGCGGAUGGGACGCUGCAUUUGAGGUUGGUGUUUGAGACGGGGGUGCGGGAGUAUUAUUGGUUGAAUAAUGUUGUUGCUGUUGGCAUUUUGAAGCGGGUUGCGGAGUACGAGGACGGGAGUUAUACAUUGCAGAUUGAUGCGUGGAAUCUCGCAGGCGAAUGGUCCAGCACGAAUUUUGUCAAUGGGACCAUAAGUUAA
Messenger RNA from Lasiodiplodia theobromae, 564 nucleotides. RefSeq lists its product as uncharacterized. Lineage: Eukaryota; Fungi; Ascomycota; Dothideomycetes; Botryosphaeriales; Botryosphaeriaceae. The record is from RefSeq and is a predicted model, not a curated record. The coding region runs from base 1 to 564 and encodes 187 amino acids. The transcript is spliced from 3 exons.